Prorocentrum cordatum is the source of this 286-nucleotide messenger RNA. NCBI's taxonomy places the organism in Eukaryota, Dinophyceae, Prorocentrales, Prorocentraceae. The record is from the annotation of a GenBank genome assembly.
GCCGCGGCCUCCGCCGCCGCCGAGGCACCCGCUGCCGCGGGCCUCUUCGGCGGCGGCGGCGCCGCCAGCGGAGGGGGUAUCUUCGGCGGCGCGGCCUCGGGCGGCGGGGGCGCCAGCCUCUUCGGCGGAGGCGCCGCCACUGGCGCCGCCGGAGCUGGCCUCUUCGGGGGCAGCGCCGGCUCCGGCGCGGACGCCGGGGGCGGCGCCUUGGCCCCCGCAGCCCCCUCUGCAGGAGCGAGCCUGUUCGCCGCGGCCGGGGGCGGCGCGGCGGCGGCGAGCCUGUUCG